AUGGGUGGCGCUGAUUGCUUACCAUCAGGUAAACAGUCUCCUCGUUACCGACCUAUGACAUUAAAAAAUCACGCGGCGUUGGUCACCGAGCCACUGCAUAAAUUCAUCAUCAGCCUCAUCACCAAGUUGGGAAAGAUGUCGCUAGGUGACGUGACGUCAGCUCGCAGCUCGCCUGCGCCAGAAGCCUGUCCGGAAUGCGAUACCAGCGCCUCAGUUACUUCGGAUUUGCAUAAGUAUCAAGUAGCAUGUACGUGCAAGCCGUCGUCAGCGCAGUACGCCUGCGCGGAUGACCCUGGCCCUCCCGCCCCUGCAAAGACUGACACUCCUCCCGCGCUCCCACCUCGACCACCCACCAGCGUACUGGCAGCUACUAAUCGGAGGAACAAUACAUCAGUCGGCUGCAACGGUAAUGAUGGGACCUGCCGGCGUCGGAAGUAUGCGUGGUGGUGCGUCGGCUGCGGGGCGCUGGCGGCGGCGCUGGGCGGCCUGCUCGCUGCCCAGCAUAUACUGCUGCGAGCUUACACGGCGUCCCCUCAGCACCUGGAGACGGUGCCUGCUGCUGUACCGGCCGCUAUGAUCAAAGUGGUAGGAGCUUGCUGCCUGGUCUGCGCGUUGACUUGUGUUCUAGUGACAAUUACAACCACCGUCAUACAUAUGAACAAACUACAAACGCUGAAGUUUUGUGAAUACACGAAGCUGACUCGAACCUGUACUUGCUUCUCAAUGCCGCCUGACACUCAACACAGUUCAGCUGACGACGAAGGAGUACGCUGCGUAUUCGAAGGCGUAUCGGAGUGUGGCGUAGUGCACGGCGCGUUGUACUGGUGUCUACGCGGCGUAUUCGCGUUGUCUGUCAGCGCCGUACUCGUCUGCAUUUUUAGCUGUAUGCUCGCCUACCAGUUGCUCAGGUGA
Molecule: messenger RNA, 912 nt
Organism: Spodoptera exigua (beet armyworm)
Lineage: Eukaryota; Metazoa; Arthropoda; Insecta; Lepidoptera; Noctuidae
Source: the annotation of a GenBank genome assembly